Molecule: messenger RNA, 1393 nt
Organism: Macrobrachium nipponense
Lineage: Eukaryota; Metazoa; Arthropoda; Malacostraca; Decapoda; Palaemonidae
Exons: 6
Coding region: 1-1143 (380 amino acids)
Biological process (GO): anatomical structure development; regulation of transcription by RNA polymerase II; cell differentiation
Molecular function (GO): RNA polymerase II cis-regulatory region sequence-specific DNA binding; nuclear receptor activity
Source: RefSeq, a predicted model, not a curated record
AUGGAGGACGAUGUCCUGUUGAAAAGUGUACCUAUGAUUCGGAGUGUUGGGAGCCGUGCAAGAAGAACGAGGACCAAGAAAACCGAAGGUCCGAGAACAGUCUGCCUGCGAGAAGCCGCCAUCAGCGCCGGACCGAAGAUGGACACAACGCCCUUCAGACCCGGCUUGGCGCCCAUGCCGAAGCCGCCACCCCCUCUCAGGAUGGGCCCACCUCCCUUGCAGCCCCUGUUCAAUCACCCGACAGAUUCCUCCAGCGAUGCCCUUCCAAACUCAGUGCUCUGUGACCUCGAACCAACUGGGGCGAGGCACCCAGGACUGGCAGAUGCCCGCUGGCCGUUAACGUCAUUCUUCGGAAGCAGUCCAUUUUUCCCGUCAAAAGCGCCUCUUCUAGCGGCACCACCUGGCCCCUCUUUACCGGCCACAACGCCCUUAUUGCCUCACGUCUUGACGCCCAUUGUACCUCCAUUUAUUCAAGCCCACACGACGCCUUUAGUAUUAGAUCUUCAGCAAUCGGCCUUCAGCACCGUUAGACCAAAUCUUCAACUGUGCACAAAUACAUGUAGACUUAGAGAAGAAAUGGGUGUACAGAUCUUAGGGUGGGCAGUCAAAUUCACAAAGUCGUCCCCACUUCUAAGCCCAAUGCCCAUCAACGACCUGCUGCUUUUGUUGACAAGAGCAUGGCCUCAGUUACUCUUACUCCACGCAGCCUAUUGGCAUCAAGAUGUCCUCCUCCUUUUUCAACAGGAUCCUCUGAAGCUAGAUCUCAAUAUAAUGAAAACACACGUCCUAGAGAGUGAUGAAAGCAGGCAGGUGGCCUCUGCAUUGAGAAUGUGCAGACAGUAUUCAUUAGAUUCGACAGAACUUCUGCUUUUGUCUGCUGUUAUUUUGCUAAGAUUACAACCUGGGCUUUCCACUGAAGGAACGUUACUCAUCUCUGCCCUGCACGAAAGAGCGCAAGCCAUACUUCAGAGACACGCCGAGACUACCUUUCCCUGUGAUCCACUCAGACCCUCCAACCUGCUUUUACUGGUUGCCUCCUUGCAUCGCAUUCCACAGCAUGUAGUUACAAGAGCACUCAUACCACCCUUGUGCUCUCCAAACACUGCUCCUCUCCUAAUAGCAACAUUACUCAGUUCAUCGUGAAAUAAGAUGAAAAUAUUCCUAAGUUGAAAAGCCAGUACGUAAUUGCUGAAUGGUGUUUGGAAAAUUUACUGUCCUACACAGCCUUUAGCACCAAACAGUAUGGAAAUGUCUUGUUUUUUGUAAUUUUUUUUAUGAAAUUGAAGUAUAUUGUUGAUUUAUAUGUUAACUGCACUACUGUUGAUUGAUUUAAAAUUCGAUAUAUGUUUAUAAAUAACUUAUGUAUUGAAUGGCUCGAUGUUGAAUUGAAUCA